UAAUUGCGCGCCCCGAUCGCCGCGCGCUCAACUCCAGGGUAACUUCGGCAAGUAAAGCGGAUAAAAGAUAAAAAAGAGCUAUUCCCCCCCUUCCCGCCUCCUCCCUUGUCCUUCGUGUCGGCCCUCGCGGUGGCGAUAAACAUGAUUCCCGGCAGUGACUCUCGACGGUGUUUCUGCUCGGAGAAUUGACGGCUAGCCAUUAGAGAAUAAAAGUCAGCAAAAGACCGACCGCCGACGAUAUCUCUCUCGAAUAGAAGGCUAGCCAUUAGACUCUUAUUGGUCUUCCUCCUUUACUCACUAUGACGUCGAUUCCCGGCAACGUUUUGCCGAUGUCGAAACGAGACGAACGAUGCUCCACGAACGAAGAAUGUAGACGAGACAAGGGGAGGGCAAGCGGAUCUGCCUGUCGCGGAUUCGGAGGAGGACAUCACCGCCGUCUGAAGUCUAAUCGCCUCGAACCGCGUCGAGUAUCUUCCUCGCGUCUUCCUCGCUCCGAACAGGCAUGAUGUCGAGAAAUCCAAAUUCCUGGCGGGCUGGCCCCGGCAUAUUGGAGGCCCUGUUGGUGCUUAGCCUGUUCCUGCUCUUCGUCCUGCAGCCGGAUCCUUGUCGCGGCUCGCCGUCUCAUCGGAGGCACCACGAGCACGAGCUGCACGCCGCCCAGGAGACGUCGUCGCACGAGGACGCCAGGAGUUCCAGGUCGAGCGAGGAGCUUCCACGACCGUCCGCCUUCACCGGCGAUCCGCUGGUGGUGCGUAUCAGGAAGGGGAUGGUCCGCGGCAGGACCAUAGUCGCGACAACCGGCAAGGAGGUCGACGCCUGGCUCGGCAUACCCUACGCCCAGAAACCUCUCGGUCCGCUGAGGUUUCGCCAUCCACGCCCGGUGGAUCGCUGGUCGGGCGUGCUGAACGCGACCAGCCUGCCGAACAGCUGCGUGCAGAUCUUAGACACGGUGUUCGGCGACUUCGCCGGCGCCACCAUGUGGAAUCCGAACACGCCGCUGAGCGAGGACUGCCUGUAUGUGAAUGUGGUGGUCCCGCGGCCCAGGCCUACGAACGCCGCUGUCAUGGUAUGGAUAUUCGGUGGUGGCUUCUACUCCGGUUCGGCCACCCUCGAUGUGUACGACCACAAGACCCUGGUGUCGGAGGAGAACGUGAUCUUGGUGUCGAUGCAGUAUCGCGUGGCCAGUCUUGGCUUCCUGUACUUCGGCACGUCCGAUGUGCCCGGUAAUGCCGGUCUCUUCGAUCAAAUGAUGGCCCUGCAAUGGGUGCGCGACAACAUCGCCGCGUUCGGCGGCAACCCCGAGAACGUGACGCUCUUCGGCGAGAGCGCGGGCGCGGUCUCCGUCUCCAUGCAUCUUCUGUCCCCGCUGUCUAGGCACCUGUUUAACCAGGCCAUCAUGCAAUCGGGCUCGCCGACCACGCCAUGGGCGAUAAUCUCGCGCGAAGAAUCGAUCGUGCGCGGCAUCCGGUUGGCCGAGGCGGUCGGCUGUCCGCACGAUCGCAACAAUCUGCGCGAGGUGAUCGACUGCCUGCUGACGAAGGACGCGGAGGAGCUGGUGAAGAACGAGUGGGGCACCCUCGGGAUUUGUGAGUUCCCGUUCGUGCCGGUGAUCGACGGCGCGUUCCUCGACGAGACGCCCCAGCGCUCGCUUGCCACGACGUCCUUCAAGAAGGCGAACAUCCUGAUGGGCUCCAACACCGAGGAGGGCUUCUACUUCAUCAUCUACUACCUGACGGAGCUGUUUCGCAUCGACGGCGUCGAGGACGUGAAGGUGACGCGCGAUCAGUUCGUCAGCGCCGUGUCCGAGCUGAAUCCCUACGUGAAUCAGAUCGGCCGCCACGCCAUCAUCUACGAGUACACCGACUGGCUGCACCCGGACGAUCCGCACGCGAAUCGCGAUGCCCUAGACAAGAUGGUCGGCGACUAUCAGUUCACCUGCAACGUCAACGAAUUCGCCGGUCGUUACGCCGACACCGGCAACACCGUCUAUAUGUAUUAUUACAAACACAGAUCCAGGAAUAAUCCGUGGCCGCGAUGGACCGGGGUCAUGCAUGCCGAUGAGAUAAGCUACAUUUUCGGAGAACCGUUGGACUCGUCCAAGGGUUACACGUACGAGGAGGUGCAGCUCUCGAAGAGAAUGAUGAGAUACUGGGCGAAUUUCGCAAAAACGGGGGAUCCGAACGUGGGCGAUGCCGGCGGGUCGCCGUCGUUGGCUUACUGGCCGCCGCACACCGCCGCCAAUAAAGAGUACCUGACCUUGGACAUCAACAGCACGGAGAUCGGCAGCGGUCCUAGGGUGAGGCAGUGCGCCUUCUGGAAGAAGUAUCUGCCGCAGCUGCUCGGUGCCACGUCGAAAUUGGAGGUCGGCUCCAAGGAAACGUGCGGUAGCACGAGUCUCGCCGACUCCGGCGCGACCCGGGUACUCCUGAUCUUGAGCCUGUUAUUGACCGGCCUCACUACUCUGCCUCACAUUCAGCACGACGUCAGAGGUAUCGUUUAGCUCCCGGCCGCCGCCGCCGCUGGAUCGGUGGUCGGCCGUCGAGCCGCCGUCCUAGCCCCGUCGAGCAGCAGAAGCAUCAGCAUCGGCAUUGACAGCAGCAGCAGUAGCAGCAGCAGCAGCAGCAACAGCAGCAGCAGCAGCAGCAGCAGCAGCAGCAGCAGCAGUAUCGGCAUCAGCAUCAGCAGCAGCGGCGUCCGUUCUCCCUGAAGAAGAGAAACGAGAACGAGAUGAACGGAUAAGCGUGCGAACAACGAACGGACGAUCGGGAAGACGACGAAACCGCGCGAGAAGCAGACAUAUCAAUAGUAGAAGAGUGCUCGAUCGCCGGGGAUCGACGAUAGAACAAAGAAGAAAUAACACACACACACACACACACACACACACACACACACACACACACACACACACACACACACACACGCCCGCCUAUGAGAGAGAUCUCGCUCGGUCGGAAGUUACGGGGGAUGGGGAGGGCCCCGGGGGCCCGGGAUGGAAUCGAGUUCGCGUAGCAUCCACGCGCGUAUUCGAGAAAUCGUGAGAUCCGAGAGAGAUGGGCGACGAACGGCGAUCCAACGGCAACGAUGGACGACGACGAGAGGUAAGGAGAGAGUGGAAAAUAAAGGGCGAAUCACCGGUCCGACAUAGCGAAGUGCGGGCGAUGAAAGGGGGACGAGACGAUGGCACGAAACUAUUGGCGAAACUACGCCGACGGUUUUAAUUGCGCUAAUUACAGUUCCUACGAGUCACUCCGAGGUGUGAGGCUCUUUUCCCGUUCGCGCGGGCGCGACAGAACGGCGAGGAACUUUGAAAAGUUGAAAGGUUUAUUUAAGUCCGAACGAGGAACCGCGUUGUCGCGUAAACGCGAGGAAUUUGAAAAUGUGAUAAAAACUCAAAAGUUCGAGGAUUACAUAAAAAUUCAAAUGCGCUUAGAGCAAAAAUCAAACGAUUCGAGAAUUCAAAAAUGCGAUAAAAACUGAAAAAUUCAAAUACGCGAAGAUCAAACGUUUCGAGAAAUCGUAAACGAGGGGGAAUUCGAGAAAGUAGGCACGCGGAAAUAUAGAAAAGGGAAACCCCCGCGUGGGAAAAUCGCAGGCACGAGGAUUCGAGGGCGCGAGGGGAUUCGAGGCGUCGGAGAAGCUGUAUUACGACACGCGCGAAUUCAUCGCGUCGUAAAAUCAUCGUCGUUACGCCAUCGGUGAUCCCUCGCCUCACGUCGGUAUUCCAUCCGGGACACGAGAACGGCGCGUUGUACCACCCCGCUAUAUAUCCAUUAUGUGGGUCACCAUCGCGAUGGGUUUUAUGAGCACGAAUCGCCGCGUCGCGUCGCGUUUACCGUGACAUUAUCCCGCGGGACAAGGAAUAUAUAUAUAUAUAUAUAUAUAUAUAUAUACGAAUACUAGAUAUACCGGACGCGGGGAUGAUCGAAGCAGGGGGGAAGGGUAAGAGCGUAAUUUCUCUCGAGCUUUACCGGAUCCGCGGCGCUUCCGUUGCAUUAUCGAGAGAGGGGUCUCCGUUGAA
This is a messenger RNA of Pogonomyrmex barbatus (red harvester ant), 4018 nucleotides long. RefSeq names its product acetylcholinesterase. Lineage: Eukaryota; Metazoa; Arthropoda; Insecta; Hymenoptera; Formicidae. Gene Ontology annotation, cellular component: plasma membrane. The record is from RefSeq and is a predicted model, not a curated record. Gene Ontology annotation, molecular function: acetylcholinesterase activity. Gene Ontology annotation, biological process: acetylcholine catabolic process; choline metabolic process.